This is a messenger RNA of Entrophospora candida, 1587 nucleotides long. Lineage: Eukaryota; Fungi; Glomeromycota; Glomeromycetes; Entrophosporales; Entrophosporaceae. The record is from the annotation of a GenBank genome assembly.
AUGUCGCGUAAACAAGAUACAUUAGCAGUGUGUGGAAAUCCUUUAUACCUUGAGUGGUUAAAAGUUUGGAUGGAAAAUGCCAAGGAUAAUAAUAAUACCAAACUUUAUUACACGUACAAAAAGGCUUUUGAGUCCAUGUCAGUAUAUCCAUUACCAUUUAAUCAUCCAAAGGAAGCAGCUAUUUUAAGUGGUAUUGGUCCUAUCAUUUGCAAAAAGUUAGAGAAAAAAUUAAAAGAACAUUGUGAUGAACAUGACUUGACCAUGCCUGAACCUCCUGAUGAAAUCUCAAGUUCUAAGCAAGUUGUUGUGACAGAAAAUAUAAAUCAAGAUCAAGAAAAAAGAAAUUCUAAUUUCUUUGAAUCAAAGAAAAGAAAAAAAGCCACAUCAUCAAAAACAUAUGUUCCAAAAUAUCGUACUGGUCCCUAUGCAAUCAUGGUAGCAUUAUACAAAUCUUAUAAAGAUGAAUUGACUCACAGUAUGACAAAAUCAGAUUUGUUAAGGGAAGCUCAAAAAUAUUCUGAUACAUCCUUUGAAGUAUCAAAUAAUCGUAGAAAACAUUACACAGCCUGGAGUUCUGUGAAAAUUUUGUUAGAAAGAGAUUAUGUAUAUAAAAGUGGAUGUCCCUCAAGGUUUUCAUUAACAGAUAUUGGCAUGUCAGUUGCUCAACAAAUGGCCGAUAUUCAAAUCGAACAAGGGCAUGAGGCUAUAAAUACAGUUGAUGAAAAUCAGCUAAACUCAAAUGAUGAGAAAAAUGUCAAUGAAAGUGAUACUAUAGAAAUAAAAGAAAGUGUGGCUAGUAACACUGAAGGAAAACAGCAGGGAGCCAUUGAAAUUGAAGAUAAUUUGACUGCUGAACCUGUUUUGACAUUAGAACCAUAUUGUUCCAAUAAUAUUAAUUUACCAAACUAUGAUUUUGAGGAUCGAGAUUUUAUACAAGAUGCAUUAAUAAACAGAGGAGUGAAAUUAUCUGUUAGAAGUUUAGAACUUGGUGAUGUUUUAUGGGUGGCUAAAAAAUAUGGAUCAACCACAAAAGAUGAAGAAAUUGUAUUAGACUAUAUUGUUGAAAGGAAAAGAAUGGAUGAUUUGAUAGGAAGUAUCAAAGAUGGAAGAUUUAGAGAACAAAAGUUCCGUCUUUCUAAGUCUGUUGAAUAUCUAAUCAGAGUGACAAAUAUGUUAAAAAGUGUAUAUGAGGAAUCCAUCACAUAUAUCAUUCCAGAUAACCUUAUUUAUCGUUCUACAUUUUUAACUUUGAAAGAACAAUUGGCCACUGUUUAUAAAGAUCGUAUUUAUCAUGUCAGCUAUGCAUCAUAUUCAGAACUUAAUAGUAAGAGUAAAUCUUUAACAUUAAGGGAUAUUUUUUUAAAAUUUUUAAUGACAAUCAAAGGUAUAAGUGCAGAAAAGGCAAUGGAAAUUAUUAAAAAAUAUCCAACACCACAUGAUUUAUUCGAAGCAUUUAAUUCGUUAAAUACUGAAGGUGAAAAAAAGAGAAUGAUCAAGGAUAUUUAUGAUGGUAUGAUUCGUAGGAAAAAAUUUGGUCCUGUUUUGAGUGAAAAAGUUUAUAAAAUCUGGCAUGCAGAUAAUUAUUAA